AUGGCGUCGGUCGCCGCUUGGCUCCCGUUCGCCCGCGCCGCCGCCAUCGGCUGGGUACCCAUCGCGACCCAUCCGCUCCCGCCUCCGCCUGUACCCAAAGACCGUCGACGCGCUGAAGAUGAGAAACUCCUCAUCAAUGUAUCCGGUAGACGCUUCGAAACCUGGCGAAACACGUUGGAAAAAUACCCUGAUUCCCUACUCGGUUCCUCCGAACGCGAGUUCUUCUACGAUGAAGAUAGCAGAGAAUAUUUCUUCGACAGGGAUCCAGAUAUAUUUCGACACAUCCUCAAUUAUUACAGAACUGGAAAAUUACAUUACCCAAAGCACGAAUGUCUGACAGGGUAUGAUGAGGAACUGGCUUUCUUUGGAAUACUGCCUGAUGUGAUUGGCGAUUGUUGUUAUGAAGAUUAUAGAGACAGAAAGAGGGAGAACGCAGAAAGACUCAUGGAUGAUAAGUUGAGUGAAGCUGGGGAUCAAAGCCUGCCCCAACUGACAGAUUUGAGACAGAAAAUGUGGAGAGCGUUUGAAAACCCUCACACGUCAACAGCCGCUCUCGUAUUCUACUACGUGACAGGCUUCUUCAUUGCCGUUUCUGUGAUGGCUAACGUUGUUGAGACAGUACCAUGUGGCCAUAGACCGGGGCGUGCUGGUACACUGCCUUGUGGAGAGCGCUACAAAAUAGUUUUCUUCUGCUUAGAUACUGCCUGUGUCAUGAUAUUCACGGCCGAGUACCUGCUCCGGCUUUUCGCGGCACCCGAUCGGUGCAAAUUCGUGAGAUCAGUCAUGUCUAUAAUUGACGUCGUCGCGAUCCUUCCGUACUAUAUCGGCUUAGGGAUCACCGACAACGACGACGUGUCUGGCGCGUUCGUGACCUUGAGAGUGUUCAGAGUGUUCCGUAUUUUCAAGUUUUCGCGGCACUCACAGGGACUGAGAAUCCUCGGGUACACCCUGAAGUCCUGCGCUAGCGAACUUGGUUUCCUUGUUUUCUCUCUUGCCAUGGCGAUCAUUAUAUUCGCCACGGUUAUGUUCUACGCUGAAAAGAACGAGCAAGAUACGAACUUCACGUCCAUUCCCGCCGCCUUCUGGUACACCAUCGUGACUAUGACUACGCUUGGGUACGGAGACAUGGUGCCGGGCACGAUCGCCGGGAAGAUUGUUGGUGGCGUGUGCUCAUUGUCAGGAGUACUGGUCAUAGCGCUGCCUGUACCCGUCAUCGUGUCCAACUUCUCGCGUAUCUACCACCAAAAUCAACGAGCCGACAAAAGGAAGGCGCAGAGGAAAGCGCGUCUCGCUCGAAUUCGCAUCGCAAAGGCAUCUUCUGGAGCUGCCUUCGUAUCGAAGAAGAAGGCUGCUGAAGCACGGCUCGCCGCUCAAGAGUCGGGAGUGGAGUUGGACGACGCUGGUCGUGAUGAAGACAUUUUCGAAUUGCAGCAUCAUCAUCUUCUACGGUGUUUGGAGCGUACAACUGAUCGAGAAUUCAUCGAAAUGGAGAACCCGUUCAAUGGUGCUGCCAAGCGUCCAGGCUCACCGUCCCCUAUGGCAUCCCCCGCGCACUCAGGCCGCGCCCCGGCGUUACUCGCCUGCUGCGCACGCUGUGGCUGCUGCCCGCAGAAGUAUCAGGUCCUGCUAUUAGAUCCGAGUAGGAAAGGCCGUGCGAGAGGCAAUCGCCGGUACACUGCGACCUCCCGACCCUCAGAUACCUCUGUGUCGGCCGCACCAAGUGAAGACCCCUUACCACAAGCCUGCGGUAAAUACAUUCCUGCGGGCAGUACAGUACAAGGCAAUCAGACCGGAGUCGCAAUGGAUGGGACUUAUCUCGUAGAAGCAUCUUUCUAG
Parnassius mnemosyne (clouded apollo) is the source of this 1836-nucleotide messenger RNA. The record is from the annotation of a GenBank genome assembly. Lineage: Eukaryota; Metazoa; Arthropoda; Insecta; Lepidoptera; Papilionidae.